GACGAUCGAAAAAUGGCGCCUCCGGGGCCGGUUUGAACCGUGCACCGUCGGUGAACGAGCACCGCGCAACUCGGGUCUUCCGAAUGGCGUUUCCCGUGACCCCGAAGCUGGGAUCCCAGCUCGUGAAAUUGUCUCGGAGUUUCCAUUGCAGUACCAUGAAACUUGCUGGAAGUAAAUGGAGAAUAAAGCACGGUUUCCCUGUAAAUCCAUCAGAUCACAGUCCGACCACUGACUUACCAGAUUGGUCUUUUGCUGAUGGCAGGCCGGCCCCUCCCAUGUCAGGCCAAGUCCGAAGACAGGAAAAAAACCGGGAGAUGGUGAGGCGCAUAGCCCAGCUCUCGUCAGAACUAGACCACGGAAUGGAAAAGUGGGAAACUAAAAUGGAAAAACAGAAACAAGACCAAGAAGAGAAGCGACGCAAGAGACUUCAGCCGAAAGGAGACUCCCUCCAGCAGCUCCCGAAAUAAUGGCUCUUUCUUCCUUUGUAAUUUGAUAAAUCUAUGUAUAUUAAAUCUAUCUAGGUAUAAAAUCUA
Messenger RNA from Protobothrops mucrosquamatus (brown spotted pit viper), 533 nucleotides. It is a transcript of the gene MRPL52, whose product is annotated as mitochondrial ribosomal protein L52. Gene Ontology annotation, cellular component: mitochondrial large ribosomal subunit. Gene Ontology annotation, biological process: mitochondrial translation. Bases 84 to 467 code for a protein of 127 amino acids. Lineage: Eukaryota; Metazoa; Chordata; Lepidosauria; Squamata; Viperidae. The record is from RefSeq and is a predicted model, not a curated record. The transcript is spliced from 5 exons. Gene Ontology annotation, molecular function: structural constituent of ribosome.